AUGAUUUCUGCCGUACGGUCAGCCGAGGCAGGCGUAUCCUAUUGGCUAUCACCGAAGCUCACUUCUGCGAAGGGAACGCUUGACCUGCAGGAGAGUAAAGGUGGUCCUCGAGUCGAAAGCCGUCAACACUGCGAUGGUCCGUUGCCGAAUUCGAAUUCAUCGCAGGGUCUUCCAAUAAACUCUGUGCGGGUAGUGAAACUUUCGCGGGUUGAGCAGCAGCUGCUGUUGGACAUUGUAAGAAAGAAGAAAAGGAAGAAAGCUCCUCUCGCUGUCAGUGGUGUUCAGCCAACCGACGGCUCUACUGCGGGUCAGAUUUUUCGUUCUGAGUUGUCACAGACGUACGUAGAUGUACUCCGAGACAAAAGUCAUGAACACUUCUCAAAAGCUGUCCACCUUUUCGAGAAUUUCGGACUGGUAUUGUCUUCAGUGGUGGAGGAAUUUUCGGCGGCGGUUGAAAUCCGCUGUUUGAAAGCGUCCGGUGAUUCGUUGUCGACCCAACUUCCAUUGAGUUCUACAAUCGCACAAAAGUUCUUCGCCAUAGAUGGCAACUCUUCGCGAAGCGGAAGAAUACUUCAUGCUGAUUUCGAAGCAUGUUGCAACACGCAGUCCGUUUCGACCUCUAAAGCAUCUCAUCAGUACGAAGUAAUCACGAAAAAAUCCAUUCGCAAUGUACGGCAUUAUCACUGCCUUGCAUUUACGAAAGCAGAACUUCAACUUCCGUACCGACUGGCAGGCGGUUCUCGUUUA
Molecule: messenger RNA, 747 nt
Organism: Soboliphyme baturini
Lineage: Eukaryota; Metazoa; Nematoda; Enoplea; Dioctophymatida; Soboliphymatidae
Source: the annotation of a GenBank genome assembly